Pseudocercospora fijiensis CIRAD86 is the source of this 300-nucleotide messenger RNA. RefSeq lists its product as uncharacterized. Gene Ontology annotation, molecular function: carbon-sulfur lyase activity. The annotation marks the transcript as partial. The record is from RefSeq and is a predicted model, not a curated record. The transcript has a single exon. NCBI's taxonomy places the organism in Eukaryota, Fungi, Ascomycota, Dothideomycetes, Mycosphaerellales, Mycosphaerellaceae.
AAAACCUACCCUCUCCACUGCCACUGCGGCACAAUCCGCCUGACCAUGAAAAUCUCACCACCACUCUUCCCAUCCUCCUCCUCCUCCUCUUCCGAGCCAAACAACCAAGACGUAUACCCCGUAGGAGAAUGCAAUUGCUCCUUUUGCGAAAGAAACGGCUACUUAAGCGUCCACCCAAGAGCUUCAAACGUCGAAAUCACUCGGGGAGAGGAAGCGAUAACGAAGUAUAAAUUUGGAGCGAAACAAAAUCCGCAUUGGUUUUGCAAAAAUUGUGGGAGUGUGAUUGCGACGGAUUUAAAG